AUGUUUAAUCGUUCAAAAACGUUGAUGUUUCCAUAUGUGAAAAUGCAGCCUCUCUUGAAACGUGCUGCAACCAACAAAUCUUUCUAUUCGUCUUAUGCAGCUUAUGGAGCUUCUCUUUUUGUGUUGACAGUUUAUAUUUGUGAUUGGAAGCGUUUUGUUAAAUUGAUUCCUGUCUACAAUCAGCGUUUCAAGGAGGAGGAAUAAUGGAUGAAUGGAAGGACUUGUAUUGAA
Molecule: messenger RNA, 231 nt
Organism: Meloidogyne enterolobii
Lineage: Eukaryota; Metazoa; Nematoda; Chromadorea; Rhabditida; Meloidogynidae
Source: the annotation of a GenBank genome assembly